Molecule: messenger RNA, 2547 nt
Organism: Clunio marinus
Lineage: Eukaryota; Metazoa; Arthropoda; Insecta; Diptera; Chironomidae
Source: the annotation of a GenBank genome assembly
CGUGCUCUGAAGUAAAAGCGGAAGACCAUUGAAUAAAGAAUUUCUCGAGAGUGAAGAAAAAAAUAUUAAUAUUUUGAUUUAUUAACCAAAAAAAAUUUACUUAAGGAGAAAAUUACAAGUCAAUUAUGGAUUACAAGUAUCUUUUGAAUAUCGUUUUACUGUUAUCAUCGUAUGUGAAAGGAAAUGAGGUCGAAUCAGAUGCAGAGAACCCACCUGAAGGAUAUUAUGCGUUCAUUCAAUCACAGUCGGCAUUCCCACCAACUGUAAGACCACCACCGUACCAGCCAGUCAACAGGGAUUGCAUUGAUUAUCUCAAUCAAAAGCCAUAUGUUUCGGCCAAUAACCUUUGUGGUGAUCUAAAUCGUGGAAAAAUUCCACGAAACCCAAUGGGACAGAAUGUGAUGCAAGAAAUUUAUCCAUUUGAACUUAUCAGAAAUCAGACAUUAAAAUUCUUGUCAAAAACCCUUCCGAUUUUAAAAGCUGAUGAUACUCUGCCUAAAGUCACUCAAGUUGUAGAAAAUGAUUUAGGUGAUAGCCCAAAUCAAAGGACUUUUGAUGACGAAGACCUUAAUGGACAUGAUCUUAACGACAAUUAUGAACCAGAUAUGACGGAAAAACGUUCGAGAACAAAACGUCAAGUUGAUUAUAAUAGAAAUUCUCGGAAGUUUUGCGAUGGCGGUGGAGUAUUUUGUGCACUUUAUCGUGCCAUUCAAGGUGAACCUAUAAACAGCCAAUUGAUAGCUGAACGAAGAGAAGAAACCGUUCCAAUUCAACCUCAAUAUCAAGGUCCACCUACACCGUGUCCAGCUAAAGUAGAAUAUGUCACGCCUGUGUUUGCAAAAAAUUUCCAAGGAAGCUGGCGAUAUGUUGUACAAAUUCCUUAUGAAGGGUAUUUCACACAAACAGUCGAAGUGACUAGAUGUCUUCAAACAAAAUGUCACUAUUUAGACGGAGGAUGCUUGAGUUCACCCCGAUGGUUGUCACUCCUUGUAGCCGAAAUUUUUUAUCCAAAUGCAGCAUCGGAAGAAUAUCAAUCAAGUACAGCACCACCAUUACAAGACUUCCAAAAAUAUCAAGAAUAUCUUCAGAAACGAGCGGGACUUGCAUCUAACGAGUCAUCAUCAUUCUACGAUCAAAAGAAUGCACAAAAGAAGAAGCAAUCGCAGAUUUGCGACGGGUUUGACGAGAUUGGUUGUUUCCAGAUACGAUUAUAUUACGACUGGUUCCUUGUACCAGGUUCUUGUAAAUGCUGGAGGCCUGAUUAUUUUGCAAAAUAUGUCAAGAAACGGCCAAUAACACCUGAACUUUAAAGUAUAUUCCCUAAGAUGAACUAAUUUAGAACUAUAAAUUAAACAAUACCUAGGUAAUUAUAAAUAAUUUUGUUAUAACAAAUUUUAUUCAUAAGUCUUCGUUAACGAAUUUCUUACAAUAAAUCUAAAAAGUUUAAACAAUAAUUUUUAUUCACUCUUGAUUGCGCAAUUGUGUUGCGUAAUAAAAGUCAUCAGCACUUAUGUUUAGGAGAAUUUUCUGAUAAAUAUCCUUGUUAGUAUGUUCACAGAUGAGAAGUCUUGAUGCACCCAAUCGUGAUGAAAUUGCGAGAGCCAUGUCUACUGAAAUAACUUCAAAGCCGUUAAGUGUUGUAAGUGUUUUCAACUGAUUAUAGACACCACGGAAAAGAACUUCUUCGACUCCAAUGCGUUCUACUUCCAUGCAAACCGCUUGCAAAAACAGUUUUUCCAUUUCUGAACAUGAUUUGAUAGCACGCACUUUAGUGCAUGAAAUCAUUUCAUUCAAAGCUUGUUGAACAUGUGACAUCGAAACCAGUGCGCUUUUUUUAUCGCUUGCUUCACUUUCUGCUAUUUCUGAUGCACGUCGGCAAAUAUCUAAAGCUCUACGAGCAUCACCUGAUAAAGCUGCAACUUUUCGAGCAACCAAUUGUAUCGCAUCACUAUUAAAAGUGUCUGAGCCGUUUAAUCGAGAUGCUACAAUCUCUUGCAAUUGCUUGUGAGAGUAAGGUUGAAAUGUUAAACGCGUGAGUCCUAAACGUGAUGAAACUCUUCCCAUAAGAACUCUUUCUGGCAGAUCCAUUGUAUUUGCAAUCGUAACCACAAUCAAACGUGCAGCGUUUAAAUUUGGCCAAUUCAAAAUGUUAUAAACAACAUCUUGUCGUCUGUUACAUAAAAUAUCUAAUUCAUCGACAACAAGGAUUGUACUUGGUAAACGAGGCGAUGGAGUUGAAAAACGUUUAUUAAGUAAAUUAUAAGCUUGCUCCCAUGGUACAGUUUUUCCUGUCAUUUGCCGAUAAAUUUCCACGUAUGCUUUUCUUGGUUCUGUAAUUCGCAUUCCAUUAAUAUCAACAAACUCAAAAUCAGGUAAAUUGCCUUCCUCAACCUGUUCUUUAAGAGCUUUCAUAACUUCCGUAGUUGUUGCUGUUUUUCCUGUUCCUGGAACUCCUGAGAUGUAAAUACAUCCACCGAUUUUAUCAAGUAAAUUUCCUUCCAAAAAUGAAUAAAUUUCGCGAAAUUCUUUCUCACGACAUGGUAAAUU